Molecule: messenger RNA, 1472 nt
Organism: Bactrocera neohumeralis
Lineage: Eukaryota; Metazoa; Arthropoda; Insecta; Diptera; Tephritidae
Exons: 5
Coding region: 20-1150 (376 amino acids)
Source: RefSeq, a predicted model, not a curated record
CAUUGGUUUAGGACGCAAAAUGCAAUACUCAGAUAUGAGGGAAUGGGCGAAUGAAAUUGUUGCGGUAUUUCCUAAAGAAAAGAAGGAAUUUUACUUUUGGGAAAGAAAAAUGGGAAAAAAGAAUCCGAGUGGUAAAUUGUUCUCGCGUUGGGCUAAUGUCAUAAAGCUGGAAAGCAAAGCCAAUUCUGCUACUCAGGAAGCUCAUGAAGAUGUUUUUGACGACAACGUUUUGGAAAAAAAGUGUUGGUUGGCACAUAACUGCACACCUUGGGAAAAAGUUAAAAAGUUUUGGGUAGAUACAUGCACGCUUAGAAAUAAAUGUAAGGGAUCUCUGUCGGAUUUGCUAGCAGACUGGCCGCGCUACAAUGAUUUUAACGGUUACGAAUUGGUUGAUAUUGAUUUUAAUGCCAUGCAUCCAGAUAUUGGAAACGAGCUGUUCUUAAAACUUGACAAGUUUUAUAAAGUAAUCCUUCCUAUCUUAAAUGCGGAAGUAAAAGACCAAGCCAGCCGAGAGUUAAUACUUUCGAAACUCCUUUACAAAGAUUUAUCAAAUGAUUCUAAAUAUUGCAUUGUGUUGUUACUGCUCCAUGCGGUUCUUCAACCACAGCGUCACAGUAAAACCCACAAACCAACGAUUGGUGACGCUCAAUCAGAGUUUAUAACACUAGCAACUACACCAAAUUAUAUAUUACCAAAGAUUUCGUCCAAAAUUGAGCAAUACGCGAUUGAAAAACAGCAAUUGCAGCCUCACAUCAUUGCAGUAGGUGAGGACUAUACAAGUAUAUCAGAAUUCUUUAUAUUUUGCGACGGGCUUAAGUGGAAGUGCCCGACUUUAAUGAAAUGCGUCGACUGUAUUAUAAAGUUAAGUUAUGUAUUCCAAAUUGAGUAUUCCCAUAAUAGCAAGCAAGUUUGGGUAUUUUUAGAACAAUACUUUUUUGGGCUUAAGUCUGAAGAUUUUCCUUCAGUUUCAAAUUUACUCAGCAAGUUAGAUAACUAUUUUUUUAUUUUCUUUCUUUUCUUUUUAAUUGUUAAAAAUGUCCAAAUUUGCUUGCUAUUUAUGUCACAAACCCCACUUAACUUCAUAUUUACUUAUAAAUCAUUUAAGAGAAGAUCAUGGGCUUCAGUCCAUAGCAAAAUAUGUUUGCAAUGAGGAAAAUUGCAAUCAAAUAUUUCACAAUGUGUAUAGAUUCCGAAAACACUUAGAAAAGCAUAAAACUGUGAGUUUUUCCUCGGUAAAUCAUGAUUUAGGUCAAUCUUUAGUUUCACAAGAGCCACUUACACAAUUACAGUAUGUGAUUUCUUAAUAAGCGAAAAUAAUAUAAGUAUUGUAGUGAAAAGUCAUAGUUUUCUAAAUUUUUCUGAGAGAUUCCAAUCAUAUUUGGUUGGCAGUGAAAAACAUAAUUACACUCUCAUCAAAUUUAAUUAUUUAGAUGGUCCGCCAAUAGAUUUUUAUGUUUUAAAUAAUGGUCUUA